This is a messenger RNA of Nilaparvata lugens (brown planthopper), 7211 nucleotides long. RefSeq names its product mitogen-activated protein kinase-binding protein 1 (gene Wdr62). Lineage: Eukaryota; Metazoa; Arthropoda; Insecta; Hemiptera; Delphacidae. Gene Ontology annotation, biological process: mitotic spindle organization; regulation of mitotic cell cycle. Gene Ontology annotation, cellular component: mitotic spindle. Gene Ontology annotation, molecular function: protein binding. The record is from RefSeq and is a predicted model, not a curated record.
UUGUACGAUAGUGAUUUUCAAUAUCUUGAAAGCUCGCCAGUAUCAUUUACUGAAUAGCUGUCGAAAGACCGUUACGUGUGUAGCAUUCUCUCCCGAUGGCCAUUACCUGGUCACUGGUGAAUGUGGACAUGUGCCGAGUGUGCGAGUGUGGGAUCUCACUGACAAUUCACUCGAGUCCGAAUUCGCAGGCCACAAGUAUGGCAUCAACUGUGUUGCGUUCUCACCCAGCCAAAAAUAUGUUGUAUCAGUGGGAUCGCAACAUGACAUGAUAGUCAAUGUUUGGGAUUGGAGAUCGCGAGUAAAAGUAGCAUCAAAUAAAGUUUCAACGAAAGUGAAAGCAGUUGCGUUUUCUGAGAGUGGCAACUAUUUUGUCACUGUGGGCAAUCGACAUGUCAAGUUCUGGUACCUCGAAUACACUCGCUCUGCCAAGUAUAAGGAGCCGGUUCCAUUGGUGGGUAGAUCGGCGAUUCUUGGUGAACAGAGGAACAAUGAUUUCUGCGAUGUGGCAUGCGGCAAGGGAGAGAUGGGCGACUCCACUUAUGCCAUCACCAAAUCUGGAUUAUUGUGCGAAUUCAAUAAUCGCAGGCUGCUCGAUAAAUGGGUCGAGCUGCGAACAAGUAGCGCAAAUUGUAUGGCAGUCGGCGAACGUAAUAUUUUCAUUGGCUGUGCAGAAGGGAUUGUGCGAUGUUUCAAUCCAGCCACCCUUCAGUUCAUCACUACUCUUCCCAGAACCCAUUACCUUGGAGUAGAUGUAGCUGAAGGUCUUUCCAUUAGUCAUAUGGCACAUCAUCCUACCAAUGCAAAGUACCCUGAUGCCAUAGCUUUAGCUUACGAUGAACGUAAUCACAAAUUAAGUUGUAUUUAUAAUGAUCAUAGUCUAUAUGUAUGGGAUGUGAAGGAUAUUAAAAGGGUGGGCAAAUCAUAUUCGUUUUUGUAUCAUUCGGCAUGUAUCUGGGCUGUAGAAAUGUAUCCCGCUAUCAACGACGAAGCUAUGCCUCCAGGUUCCUUUGUUACUUGCUCUAGCGACGAUACAAUACGGUUUUGGAAUCUAGAUAAUUCAAACGAAUCAAAUAAUAAAACUAUGUACAGAAGGAAUAUAUAUAGCAAUGAACUGCUGAAAGUGAUGUACAUAGACCCAGAACUGAACUAUUUGAAAAAUAUGGAUUUAUCGGGUGCUGAAAAAGGUGAUAAUAUGUCUUAUGAUGGAAGAAAUGGAGUCAGAUCUGUUCGAAUCAGUCCCAAUGGUAAACAUUUGGCAUCGGGCGACAGAGCUGGCAAUAUUCGAAUCCAUGAUUUGAACUCACUGCAACAGUUGUGUCUGAUUGAAGCACAUGAUGCUGAAGUUCUGUGUUUGGAGUAUUCACAAUCCUGUUCCAUCCAUGAGACAUCUGAUAAUACUUCCUGUAAUUUUCUGGCGUCGGCAUCAAGAGAUCGUCUCAUUCAUGUAUUCGAUGUAGACCAGGAUUAUAAUUUUGUACAAACGUUGGAUGAUCAUUCGUCUUCAAUUACUGCUGUACGGUUCUUGAAUACUCAAAAUCAACUGCAAAUGGUGUCAUGUGGGGCUGAUAAAUCUAUUAUAUUCAGACAACUUCAAGGGGGGCAAUUUUCAAGAGGCCAUAAUGCAGCAGGAAAAACAACCCUGUAUGAUAUGGAAGUAGAUUGUAUGCAAAAGCAUAUUUUAACUGCUUGUCAAGAUCGCAACAUUCGUGUUUAUAGUAUAAAUAGUGGUAAACAUACGAAAACAUUCAAGGGCUCUGUUGGUGAAGAUGGUUCCUUAAUUAAGGUUAGUUUGGAUCCAAGUGGAAUAAUUGUAGCGAGCAGUUGCACGGACAAAACAUUGUGCAUAUACGACUAUUACUCGGGAGAAUGCCUGGCGACAAUGUUGGGCCAUUCAGAGCUGGCCACAGGUCUGCGUUUCACUAAUGACUGCAGGCGACUCAUCUCUGCGUCGGGUGAUGGCUGCAUAUUCGUCUGGAAGGUUCCUCAUGAUCUGGUCGUCACUAUGCAUGCACGGCUGUCUCAGCAAGCUGCAAGAGCUGGCAAGAAGUUGAAUGGCAUCGGUAUAAUUUCUGAAGCUGAAAACUUUGGAUCAGGGUCACUUGAAAUGUUGGAUCCAAAUGCAAAUACUGUUCCAACUGAUAAUGAUUAUAGGUUCAGUGUGGGUCAAUUGCCGUUAUGGGCUAAAAAGCAGAUGUCUGUUCCUUUGAGUGGAGCCAAUCCUCGAAUAGUGGAAGUGCCAAAAGGCAGAUGGGCCCAGCGUAUUCGCCCCACUGGUAUAACUGUCAAAUCUGUCUUUGAUAGUGACAGUAUCAUUCCAUUUCCGUUGACUUCAGGUAAUGACAGUGAGAAAAGAUUAGAUUCUGACGGGUCAAAAGAAGACAGUUCUAUUGACAGUGGCACUGAAACUAGCAGGUCAUUGUUUACUGAAGUUAAAAGAGAAACGAUCAGCACUCAAAAAAAGCUGAUCAGCAGUAAAAUUUCUGUUACUAGAGGUAGUGAUAUGACUGAAAUAAACAGUUUUCAACGGAAUAGGCAUCAUACAGAUGACAGCUCUUUGGGUAGUUUCAAGUUCGAGGAUAUUGAAAGCACAGAACAUGAUGGAGAUGUAGAAGACUAUUCAGAAGGUGACUCUACUGAACCUGAGCCUAGGAGUCAGCUGCUCAUCUAUUAUCCUGCAGCUCAUGAGGAAACUAACAGCGACUACACGGUGAAUGCGAUGGAUGUGGAAGAAUUGCGGAGAUCUCAGAGAAGGUCAAAAAUGAAGAAGCAUGGAGGCACUGUUACUAGUGACUUGUUGCUUGUGGGAGGAGAAACGUCGCAGUCUCAAUCGGUGUCAGGCAGUCAGGAGAGCGAGGAUGACGAUGUAACGACGCCCGCUACACCAAAUCCAAAUUGCUCAGAGGCGAUAGAUUUGCUGAGUCAUAGAGAAAAGUUCCUGAAAAAUACAUUUGAAUCGCUUAGUGGUCCAGAAAUGGAUAAGGAGCAAUCUCCACCAGGAAAGCGAAGUAUUUCUUCUCAGCAUGUUGUUGGCAGUGGACCACCGCGUAACAGUAAUGUUAUUCAAGCUGCCAGGCAUGCAAAGAAUGAUGCUGACACAACAAGGAAGCGGGAAGAACUUUCACGUAGAAUAGAAGAAACGCGUAGGAAACUUCAAAGUGUUGGUUACAGAUCAAAUUUGAAAUCGAGCCAGAGCAUACAAGACUUGAGCCCGAGAGGAAAUUCCUAUCACGAUAAUUCUUGGAAAAUGCAGCAGAUGCAUCAACAAUCAGUGCCUAUGCCUUCAUCAAAAGUUCAUAAUAAGUCGGCCAACUUAGCUGAAGAAGACACAAAAUCAUCUGGUGGGAUCCGACGUGCUUGUUCGUUGAGUGAUUUAGCCAAUCCUAUCCCAGGAAGACAGCGAAUCAUGCAUGCUGGCUCUAACCAACAAGGGAAAGGUCCUGUGAGAAACACUCGCGUCACAACCCGUCAUACUUUCAACAAACCAUCAAGCAACAUGACACGUAGCUGUUCAGUCGGGGUUCUCAACCAGAGUGAUUCUGAAAGUGAUUUGCAUCAUCCAAUAAGAAAUGUAUCAACUAUGCGAGUGAUGCGACCGACCAUCUCUUCGCAGAAUAAAGUAAAUAGCGGUGGCUUGACAUCGAAAGCCUCGGCUGCUGCUGCCAAUAGAAGGCGAGGCAUAUCGGGCGCAUAUUCAAGUUUGAAUCUUAGUCAAGCAGUUGAAAAUGAGGACACUAGUUCUGAGGAGGGAAAAGGCGGUGCUCCUGUCGCCACGAGGACUCGAAGCUCAAGUCAAGACAGAAUCAAUAUCUCAACAGCUGAUCAGCUCGAUCACUGAGCAACUGCAGCGGGCAGCAGACAGCGUGGUGCAAUUGCACAAAAGACUCGAGCAAGAGUCGGCAUUGGAUGAUGGCGAACGCCAAAACCUGCUUGGAGGGCUGAAAGCAGCUGUUAGUGAGGCUAACAACACAUUACGCUUGCGUAUGAUGGAACCCAGUGCCUCUGCCUCUGAUGUCACCAAGCUACAAGAAGCUCUACUUCUAAGUAGCAAUGGAUGCUUACCAUCAUCCUCUUCGACAGAAAAUAAUAGUGAUGUUGUGUCAAUGAUGCAACAGUAUUCCGACAUUUUAGUGUCACUUGUGCAACAGCGUAUGACAAAAGAAGCUAAAAAGUAACGUUUUCGAUUUGUUCAAUGUUGGUCCAGUUUGAUGUGGUGUGAGAGUAGCUUAUGUGUGUAACUCUUCAACAAUUUUGCUGAUAUUAUUAUGUGAUUGUGUUGUGUAUUUCUCAAAUAAAGAACAUGUCCCUUUAAAGUCGUUGAUCUUCAUACCCCAGUAUUGAGUAGUUGCUAUGAGGAUCCCUCCUGAUCUAUCACUCCCGUUUCAAAAACUAUUCUUCAAUGUAUUAGUUUAAUAAAUUAUAAUUGAAAAUUCACUUUAUAACUAACUGGAUUUUAGUCUAAAGGUUGUAUCAAUCCGAAUUUUUAUAGGAUAAUGUUAAAUUUAAUUUGUACUUGGAAAAUAAAAAAUGAUUACUGGAUUUUAGUCUAAAGGUUGUAUUAAUCCGAAUUUUUAUAGGAUAAUGUUAAAUUUAAUUUGUACUUGGAAGAUUAAAAAUGAUAAUUGUGUGUGCAAUGACUGUGUGAUGCAUAUUAAUAGAGCAUGCAAAUAUUAAGUAUCCGUGGUUCACUUCAAAAAAUACUUUUAGAAUAUUAUAUUACUUUAUUCUGUUGGGAUAUUCAUUAAACUAUUGUCAGUCAAUAUGAUGAAGAAAAAUACUAGUGAAUGUGGAGUUCUUUGCAUGAUGAUUUACGAUACGUCAUAGUAUUAUUAUUAUUGAAUAAAAGGCUAUGUUUUCCAGUUAUUGACAAGUUGUACUUGUAGUUUUAAAUCGUAUAAAGAUUUAGCUUGUUAAGUAUUGUACAAUGGACCAGAAGCAGAUGAUUCAAUCUCAAGAAAAAGGUCGGCUGUGCAUACUGUCCACUGCUGCAAUUCAACCUUUUCUUUGUGUAAAGAAAUCUUUAUAAAUCGGUUUUAGAGGUUUAAUUGAGUAAUAGUGAUACAAAAACUACUGAAGAUCACAUUAGAAUUUCUGACAUCAUCCCAUCGUGGCACCAUUAACUACCCUCACCAAUUAACUGGCUCCAGGAGUUCGCUCGCGAUAUUCCUGUUGUUGUUGUUCUAUGGCUAAGCAGAAAACUGAAGGCUCAACGUGAGAAAAUGAAAACACCCACCAACAUUAUCUAACAAAUUAUGAAAUCUCUUAAGAACCUUAUGAAAAGCCCAAUCACAAAGCUACAUGUUCAGCCUGGCACUGUACAACAUGUUUGAUGUAGAUUUUGAUGUAUAACAGUAGAAAACCUCUACAUUUUCAACUCUUAUUGCUUAAACUAAUAGAGUUUCAUGUAUUUUGUUCAAUUUAUCUUAAAUUGAACUUUUUUAAUUUAAUUGAACUUUUUCACUUUUACUCUUGUCUUUUCCAUGCUUUGAGAUCAAAUUUUUAACAUUAGAAAAAUUGUACACGUUACAAUACCAUAAAGUUUUUUCGCUCAAGUAUUGAAUUUUACGGUAAUCAGCUACAGAUAACUUGACACAAUUCAUAUGAAAAUACAAACUACUGUUACGUUUAACCAUUUAUAACAGAAACCUUCUCAUUUCAAAGCAUUAUAAUGUAUUCUCAACUAUUUUCGAACACACACGGCAUACAAACAAAUGCCAUUAAUAUCAAAUUAAAAAAAAAUCAAUGCCAUCUUUAUAAAAAUCCAAAAAAUAUCAGAAAAAGGUCGUCUGCCCCAACAGUUUAUAGGUGUCAAUAGUUACUAUUUGUCAGUAUUAUAAAUCAUUAUAAUCGUAUAAUUUAUAGUUAGCAAUAUUAUUCAACUUAUUUUCCAUCCAUCAUCUUGAAUAAAUUAAGAUUUGAAAGUUGUAUUUAAACCAAUGGAAAAUUUAUGCUCAGAUGUUUAUUAUUAUCUUGAAUUUUUAAAAGUAUAAUUUUUGUGAUAAUUAUAGUCUUUUCUAACAUCCUAUCGAUAUCAAUACUUUUGUGGUUGGGAUAUUUCUCAAUCUGCCAUCUUGUGUUAUUCUAUUAUGAGAUUCACUAUGAACUGUCAGCAUUCCUUAUAAAUAACAUCAAUGCUCCCCAUUCAAUCAAUGCUGACAGUUUGAAGUGAAUCUCACUACAGCUCACUUCAUUCUAUCAUUUUGUCUUCUUCAUGAUUUAUUGUAGAAUGAUAAGUAGCCUACAUAACUGCAUAACUACCAUUUCACAACAAUGCUUUUCAAAUUCCUUAGAGAGAGUCCAUUUUCAUAUUCCUCACUUGAUACUACUGAAAUAUGAGAUAAAAUAUGUAAGUGAAUUUGUUGAAUUCAAUUUAAACUUCGCUCUGGUGAUGCAUGUUUUGAGUUAUAUGGUUUAUAACUUGAGUGGACCCCGAAAUAAGAAAUUUAUUUAAUUAAAAAAAUUAAGAAAUAUUAAAGAUAAGAUUAUAAUAAUAAUAAUUAUAAUAAAGAUAAUAUAACAAUCUAUAUAAUAUUGCUGGUUGUGAGGACAAGGCUUGAGCUAGGAGAGGAAGGGGGUAGUGUAAGUAGGUCCCCUCUUCAAGUGGCGCUGUGGGAAAAUCACCAAUUAUCCCCAAAGAUAAAAAAAAUCAUCCAACUUGAUAAAUAACUGAAAUAUAAUGUAAUUUAAUGGAAUCACAGUUACUUUAAAAACUAUGUUUAAAAUAUCAUUGUACUUAAUUUUAAUAUAAUGUUUUUUGUUAUAAUUUACUGUAAAAAUGUUGUGUAACAUAUUUCUGUAUUUUGUUGUUAUUUUCAUUGCUACCUAUUAUAAAAAUUGUGUAAAAAUAACAAUGUAGAUAACUUUGUAAAAUGUUGGUCAAUUUUAUAUUUGCACUCAAAAUAUUACUCACGAUUCACCACCAUUAUUCUUUAAUUUUGUCGAUGCUCAUAACAAUUUUGAAGUCUGUUCUUGUACAGGAAUAUUAAUUGUAAGUGAAUCUCAUUUUGUGAAAAUGAGGUUGUCAGUAGUCAAAUAUUAAUUGGCAUAGAGGUAAUUUGUCCUAUUUGCUGCAUAGAUACGUAUUUAACUCGAAUAAAUGCUCUUCAAAGAAUAAUAUAAAACUAUUGUUGAUUAGAUUAAACAUCACAUUCACUUCCAGUUGUUUUCAUUUUAAUCUUUCAUAAUAUGGAAAUUAAAAGUUGAUAUUAAUUUUA